Adelges cooleyi (spruce gall adelgid) is the source of this 2796-nucleotide messenger RNA. Its product is annotated as solute carrier organic anion transporter family member 74D-like. Gene Ontology annotation, molecular function: protein binding. The coding region runs from base 493 to 2484 and encodes 663 amino acids. The transcript has 13 exons. Lineage: Eukaryota; Metazoa; Arthropoda; Insecta; Hemiptera; Adelgidae. Gene Ontology annotation, cellular component: membrane. Gene Ontology annotation, biological process: sodium-independent organic anion transport; transmembrane transport. The record is from RefSeq and is a predicted model, not a curated record.
UCACAGUCGCACGUCCCAUACGGUCGUUGACACACAUCCAAAGUAUAUGUUUGUAUAAUAAUAUUUGUAUUAUACUAUUAUUAUUAUAUUGCGUUCCGUAUUGCCAUUUCGUUGUGAUCGGUAUUUAUAUUAUAAAAAAACGCGGUCGGUCGGUGCGAUAAAUAAUAAUUUUGUUUUUUUUUUUUUAAAUCUCCAAGGCCCGCAAAAGGAAAUCCGCCACGACCGUCGUUUUUUUUAUCUCAGUUCCGAUGGGUUUACAUUCGGAACUGUAUUUAAAUAAUAAUAAUAAUAAUAUAAUAUUAUCGUAAACGGUUACCGCCAAAACGACGAGUUUCGCUAUCAGUGCGCCCAAAAAAAUCCAGGUUUGAGGUUGUGCAUCUUAUCCGAGGAGUUUGCAAGGAAAACUGUGAAAACUGAAAAUUCCAAAAACCUAGUACGCUUAUGGAAAGCGUUUUGCGUCGAAUCCCCACAAAGAUUUUGAAAUAAAAUAUCAUGAGCAAUCCGAGCGACGAAGACACGAGCUGCGGGUUAUGGAUAUUCAAACCCAAAUGGCUGCAAGUAUUCGCCAGCAAAAAGGCGUACGUCAUCAUGUACGGCCUGUUGGGAUUCAACCAGUGCAUAUUGAGCUCUUAUUUCAACGGCACGCUGACCACGAUGGAAAAAAGAUUCAAAUACUCCAGUCAGAUGAGCGGCAUCAUUUCCAGCACGUGGGAUCUUUUUUCGCUCAUGUCGUUCAUGGUGGUGUCGCACAUAGGCGGCAAAGGGCACCGAGCUCGGUGGUUGGCCUACGGGUCCAUGCUGGUCGGCAUAUCCUGUUUCAUUCGUCUGGUGCCGCAUUUGAUUUACGGUCCGGGCGUGGAAGUUCUGAAAUACACCAAAGAAUACGGCGAGGGUGUAAACUCCACGUCGGCGAUAAUGAACUUGGCGAGUAACAACAACAAAAUGUGCGACGCAAAUGUUUUCACCGAGGACUGCGAGAACAAAGAAUUCUGGAACAUGGCAGCCCUGAUACUUUGUGCGGCACACGCGGUAAUCGGCUUAGGAAGCUCUGUGUAUUGGACGUGCGGUACGGCGUACUUGGACGAUAACGUUCGGAAAAACUCAUUUCCCGUUUUACUGGCAAUCGUUCAGUGUAUUCGUAUGAUGGGACCUGCCUUGGGAUACGCCUUAGCAGCGUACACUCUGACUAUAUUCAUAGAACCCACAUUAACGCCCACAAUCGAUAACGACAAUCCGAGGUGGAUAGGGGCCUGGUGGAUGGGCUGGGCACCCAUUGGAGCUAUUUGUAUAGUUUGUGCAAGUCUAACCUUGCUGUUCCCGAGGUCAUUACCUAGAGCUGUAGCUCGCAAUAAAGACCAAUCGACCAAUGGCAAAAAAGAAUUGUUGCCAACUGAUUUUAAAACGUCGAUGAAAAGGAUAUUAAGCAACAAGAUAUUGGUGUUGAAUUCAGCUAGCAGUUCGUUUUUCGUCAUGGGCCUCAUAGGAUGGUGGACUUUCAUGCCUAAGUAUUUGGAAACGCAAUUCCGGCAAUCAGCCUCAGAGUCAAAUUUCGUUUCGGGUACGGUUGGCGUUAUAAGUUCCGGGGCGGGAAUAGCUGUUUCUGGUAUCAUCAUUACCAAGUUUAAACCGUCGCCCAGAAAAUUAGCAUUAUGGAACGUUGUCGUCGAGUUUCUGGAAGCCAUCGGGUUCUUUAUGUACGCUUUUAUUGGGUGCCCAGCAGACGACAUACACGGCCAUUGGAACGCAGACAAUACAUGGAACGUGACGAUGAGCUGCAAUUCCGACUGCAAUUGCAGUCCUUCGAUGGACUAUAAUCCAAUCUGCUCGUAUGACAAGUUAACCACGUUUUAUUCGCCUUGUCACGCCGGCUGUUCUCAAGUGGACACGAUAAACGGCACAAAGUGGUACGGGGGCUGUGAAUGCAUAGAAGGACUGGGCACGGCGUUUGAAGGUCUAUGUCCAAUAGACUGUGGCAACAACUUCAUAAUAUUCCUCUUUAUAAUGGCCGGCACAAGGUUUUUAUCAUCCACAGGUCGCGCCGGCAAUACGAUCAUCCAAAUCAGGAGCGUGGAGGAACAGGACAAGUCUUUGGCUCUGGGGUUCACUGAAGUGCUGGUUGCCGUCGUGGCAUUUUUGCCUGGUCCUAUUUUUUAUGGUACUAUAGUGGAUACGACUUGCAUAAUUUGGGGUUCCAAAUGCGGUUCUACGGGAAACUGUUGGCUGUACGACGGCAAACGCUUCAAAUAUUAUUUGAACUUUAUCAGCACCGGUUUUCUGAUCGUCGGGACGGCGUUGGACGUUGGCGUGUGGUACCACGUGAAAGGCUUGAAAAUAUAUGACGACGAAAAUGACAACACCAUUGAAGUGAAUAAAAACAGAAUUUCGGUAGAGAAGAGGGACAGCGCUAACGAUUUGAAAAUGAAGGAGUUGGGAAAGAUGGAAUCCAAAAAAGCGGAAUCCAAAGAAACCGCGGAGAAACAAUAAUUUCUUAAGCUGUUAUCAUCUUGUACAUAAUUUAAUACAUCAUAAUAUGUUAUACAUAAUUUAUAUUUAUUUAUAUGUAUAAUAUAUCGUUACGGUAAACCUGAAAUUUGUGUAACUAUUUUACAUCCUUUCUUACAUUUUGACCACGUAUCAAUUGCGGAAAUCAGAUAUAAAAUCAUUGUUAUUACCAUGUUUGUGAUGAGCGUAAAAUUCGUAUAUGACACAAUAAUCCUAUAAACGUCACCUAGAAGUUGUAGUAAUCAUUAGUAAUCAUUUUUAAUUUUAUAAUAUUUUUAAUUAAACUAUAUUGAU